This is a messenger RNA of Drosophila subpulchrella, 2721 nucleotides long. RefSeq names its product TBC domain-containing protein kinase-like protein. The transcript has 6 exons. The coding region runs from base 126 to 2588 and encodes 820 amino acids. Gene Ontology annotation, biological process: protein phosphorylation; activation of GTPase activity. Gene Ontology annotation, molecular function: GTPase activator activity; protein kinase activity; ATP binding. The record is from RefSeq and is a predicted model, not a curated record. Lineage: Eukaryota; Metazoa; Arthropoda; Insecta; Diptera; Drosophilidae.
AACGCCAUCAGCUGUUUUUGCAUUCCGCUGCCACAAAACAAAAUUAAAUUGUUGCUGAUGAAUUGGAUUUCCGGAACUUGGAGUGAUUUGCUCUGAUUUGUGAACCUGGGAACGGAUCACCGGCUAUGGGCAGCACGCGGGAGCGGGAAAGGGAGAGUCGCCUGUGCGCCGUCACCUUCUUUGCGAGGCUGCAUCCUGGCGACGUCUGCGGCAGCAACGGCCUGCCCCUCACGCCCAACUCGAUUGCGAUCCUGGGCAGGGCCCAGAAACUGAAGGAGCUGCAGGACGAGCACCUCUGCCAGUACCUGGAUGUGAUCCGCGGCAAGCACGAACGCACCAUUGUGGUUUCGGAGUACCUGGGCCUGUCCUUGGAGGACUAUGUCAAGCGUCAUCCUCCGCUGGCCAUUGCCCAGAUCCUGCGGAUCUUCUACCAAGUGGCGUGCGGCAUUAAUGUGCUGAGUCAGCAUCAUUUGGUGGCCCACAACCUGGAGCCCAAGCACGUCCUCAUCUCCAGAGAUGGUCUGCGGGUGAAACUCUUCAACUACGGGCUGCACCACAUGACCAAGGGCGGCGCCUAUGUGCCCUUUCCCAUUGGCAAUAUUCGAUAUAUGGCACCCGAACGACUGCUCGGCCUGAAUGGCAAUGUCAAGAGCGAUGUGUGGUCCCUGGCCAUGAUGGUGGUGGAGCUAGUGUUCCAGAUCGAACUGUGGCCCAAGCUGAAACUCUCGAAUGUGGUUAGGAAAAUCCUGGCCUUUGGCAGGAGCAACGGAGUGCUGGAGAAGAUUGCGCGGGAGCAUCAGUGCCACGAACGCUACGCGGAAAUGGACACGAACCUGCGACAGCUGCUGGAAAGCUGUCUGAGUGUCCUGCCGAAAAGGAGACCGCUGCCGGCGGAGCUCCUGAGUCAUCCGAUUUUCGAAACAGUUCUUACCGAUUUGAAGAAGGAGAAGCUGCCAGUUUUGGGCGAGGGAGCCGAGCAUGUACCCCUACUCCUGCGAUGUCCCCUGUCGCAAAUCUACCAUCUGUGGCAACUGGCCGGCGGCGAUGUCCAAGCGGAGCUGAAAAAGGAGGGUCUCAUCCGCAGUGAGGCGCCCAUUUUGGGUCUGCCGCAGAUAGUUCGCCUGAACGGCGCCAGCGUUUGCCCUGGUCGAAGUCAGGCGCAGCUCAUGGACGACCGGGUGGUGCCGCUGCGCCUGAAGGCACUGCUCCAGCGACUGAGUCGCUUGCCAGCCGGAAUCUACUUUCCCCUGCUCCACUCGCCGCGCUUUCCCGCCCACUUUGCCCGCGAGCUGCAGGAACUGCCGCUGGUGAUCCGCGAAAGGGACAUCGAGUAUCAGUUUCAGCGGGUGCGUCUGUUCACGCGCCUUCUCCAGGGCUAUCCGCACACAUCGGAACAGCUGCGGCGCGAGGCGGCCGUGGAUGUGCCACCGCUGUUGAGGGGUCCCAUUUGGGCUGCCCUCCUGGAGGUGGUGCCCAAUGGGAGCUACGCCAAAAUUGACAAGUUCACGUCCACAAGCACGGAUCGGCAGAUCGAGGUCGAUAUACCGCGCUGUCAUCAGUACGAUGAGCUGCUCUCCUCGCCGGAUGGCCAUCGAAAGCUGAGGCGGCUGCUCAAGGCCUGGGUCACCGCCCAUCCGCAGUAUGUCUACUGGCAGGGAUUGGACUCGCUGACGGCGCCGUUUCUCUAUCUCAACUUUAACGACGAAGAGCUGGCUUUUCUCAGCCUAUUCAAGUUCAUUCCAAAGUAUCUGCAGUGGUUCUUUCUCAAGGACAAUUCGGCGGUGAUCAAGGAGUACCUGAGCAAGUUCUCCCAGCUGACUGCCUUUCAUGAGCCGCUCCUCGCUCGGCAUUUGGCCAGCAUUAGUUUUAUACCCGAGCUAUUUGCCAUUCCCUGGUUCCUCACCAUGUUCUCCCAUGUUUUCCCGCUGCACAAGAUCCUGCAUUUGUGGGACAAGCUCAUGCUGGGCGACAGUUCGUAUCCGCUGUUCAUUGGCAUCGCCAUAUUGCGCCAGCUGAGGAGCACACUGCUUACCUCCGGUUUCAACGAGUGCAUCCUGCUCUUCUCGGAUCUGCCGGACAUCGUGAUGGAUGGCUGUGUGCUGGAGUCCCAGAAGAUGUACGAGGCCACUCCAAAGAGUAUUACCCAUCGUCAGCACGCACUGCGUCUCCAGCCGCCACAGGCAUUGGACAUUGGCGUGGCGGACGUGGAGUUGAAGCACCUGCAGCAGGAGCAAUGUCCGCGGAUCAGCGCCAAGGAUGUGCAAUUCCUGCUGGACCACUCGCCGGCGGAGCUGGCUCUCGUGGAUCUGCGCAGUGUGGUGGAGUUUGGACGCGUGCAUGUGCCACAUAGCAUCAACAUUCCCUUCGCCACCGUCCAGUUGGGUGACCAGCGACUAGAGGCCCUGCAGGUGCCCCAUUUGGAGUCGCUGCUUCGUGGCAGAAUCGUGGUCUGCGUGAGCAACAUUCACCAGCACUCCGUGGAGUUCUCGCACUUCCUGGUGGCCUGCGGCGUCCAGCGCACCUGCAUCCUUCACAAGGGAUUCAACGUCCUGCACUCCAUCGAGCCAAAUAUACUCAUCUCGAAUUGAGCCCCGACCCGCUGAUCGUUUCUCGUUGGCCUCAUCGCUUCUGCUCGUCUAGCCUAAGCUCAAUGUAAAUUUAUUAUCUUUUUUAAAUGGAAUGUAUUUGCAAAUAAAUUAUAUAUAUAUGUAUUAUAUAUAA